This is a messenger RNA of Heterocephalus glaber (naked mole-rat), 921 nucleotides long. Its product is annotated as olfactory receptor 4P4. Gene Ontology annotation, biological process: G protein-coupled receptor signaling pathway. The record is from RefSeq and is a predicted model, not a curated record. Gene Ontology annotation, molecular function: olfactory receptor activity. Lineage: Eukaryota; Metazoa; Chordata; Mammalia; Rodentia; Bathyergidae. Gene Ontology annotation, cellular component: membrane.
AUGGAACAAAGGAAUACUAUCACAGAAUUUAUUCUUUUAGGACUUUCUCAGAAAAAGGAAAUAGAAGUCCUCUGCUUUUUCCUGUUUGUGCUCUGUUACAUUGCAAUCGUGAUCGGAAACUUGCUUAUCAUGGUUUCCAUCGCCUACACACACACGCUGCUUGUUACCCAGCCCAUGUAUUUCUUCCUGAGGUACCUCACCCUGUCAGGCCUCUGCUAUACCUCCACAGUGACCCCCAAACUAAUCACUGAUCUGCUGGCUACUAAGAAGUCCAUUUCCUACAGUGGCUGCAUGACUCAGCUCUUUACCAUGCACUUCUUCGGGGGCAUCAAGUUCUUCAUCCUCAUGGGGAUGGCCUUUGACCGCUUCGUGGCCAUUUGCAGGCCACUGCACUAUGCGGUCAUCAUGAGCAGGCACCAGUGCGACCUGCUAAUUGUAGCUUCCUGUGUGGGUGGAUUCCUGCCUUACUUUCGUCAGUUCAUCCUCUCUGUCUUACCCUGCUGUGUUCCCAAUGAAAUAGACCACUACUUCUGCGAUGUGUAUCGUUUGCUGAAGCUGGCCUGCAUGGACACAAGCAAAAUUGGCCUUUUCCUCAUUACCAAUUCUGGCCUGAUGGGCCUGGUGACUUUUGUGGUCUCGGUGAUAUCUUAUGUGGUGAUCUUGUACACUGUCAAGUCCUACUCUGCUGAGAGUCGCCGCAAAGCCUUCUCCACCUGCAGUUCCCACGUCACUGUGGUGGUCCUCUUUUUUGCUCCUUUACUAUUUGUUUAUAUUCGACCAGCAACUACUUUUCCAGAAGACAAAGUGUUCGUUCUGUUUUAUACUAUCAUUGCCCCCAUGCUCAACCCUCUGAUUUACACACUAAGAAAUAUGGAGAUGAAGAAUGCCAUCAAGAAAUUCUGGUCCCAUCAUGAGAAGUGA